CCAGGUUCCUGAACCUCGGAAACCCCACCGGCCUGACCUUUGUCAUCGACACGACGGGGAGCAUGAGAGACGACAUCGAGGCAGCCAAGCAGAGGACCAUUAACAUUGUGAACAACCACCAACGGGGCUUCACCCAACCUGCGUUUUACAUCCUGGUGCCCUUCAAUGAUCCAGACUUUGGUCCAGUCUUCAAGACGAGCGAUCCCGAAGAGUUUAUUGAGGAGUUGCGGACACUCCGAGCGGAUGGAGGGGGCGAUAUUCCUGAAAUGUCCCUUUCGGCUCUCCAGUUGGCCCUGACCAGUACCCUCCCUGUCUCCUAUAUUUACGUCUUCACUGAUGCCCCAGCGAAGGAUGGCCACCUGAAGGACACUGUGCUGGGGCUGAUGGAGUACACCAAGUGUACGGUCUCCUUCCUGCUGACCAACGCACUAACCGGGAGACGCAGGCGAGCUGCGGGAGACUUUGGGAAUGAGUUAUACCGAGAGCUGGCGCACACCUCGGGCGGUCUGGCAGUGGUCAGCCAGAGGAAGGACAUCUUUGAGCUCACCUCCAUCAUCGAUGAGACAACCCACCCGGAACUGGUCACUGUUCUCCAGCGGGAAAGCAAUCCCGAUCACCGUGACAACGCUUACAUCUUCCCGGUCGAUGGGAGCCUCAGGAACGUCACCAUCUACAUCUCCGGGAAACCAGCGUUGUUCCGGCUCACCCAGCCGGGAGGUACCUCUCAGUUGAGUACACAGUUCUCUGGCUCUCUGGCACUUAUUAAACGUUUUGGUGACCUUACAGUCAUCCACCUUCAUUCACCCCCCGAUUCCGGGGAAUGGGAACUAUUUGUAAUGUCCGGAACUCCCUACAGUGUCAAAGUGACAGGCCGGAGUGUGGUGAAUUUCCUGUACGAUUUUGUCCAGCCGUUCCAAGGCCCCCACCCUGGUCUCACUCUGUUACCCGGGCGACCAAUGGCAGGUAGAGAGAGUGUGAUGGCCGUCACGGUGCCGGGCUUGCCUCAGUACCCAGCCCUGCAGCUCCAGGAUGUGGCGCUCAUCGAUACACGGGGCGAGGUCUUGCAGAGGGAGCCUCUGGGAAGCAUCAGCGGGGACGGGAUAUUCCUGGUGAAAUUCCGGGAACUUCCAGGCCGGCCGUUCCAUGUCCAGCUGAACGGACAGAGCGAGAUGGAGAUGAAAUUCCGCCGACAAUCACCCUCCAUCAACACUGCCACCCAUACAACGCUCCAGGUCAGUGUGGAUCAGUCCAUCAGGGCUGGGACCCAUGGGAACAUCUCGUUCACCAUCUCCAACAGAGGCCAUUCAGCCCACUACACCAUCGACCUCCGGGAUGACCAUUACCUGGUUGAGUUCCAGCCCCAGAGAAUAUUUCUGGCCACAAACGUGACGAUGGCGGGGACGGCUGUAAUCUCAGUCCCAGAGGGAACACAGCCAGGAACGAUCAUCACUCUGACAGUGGGAGCAACAUCCGAAAGUGACUUUGCUUACAACAUUCAGGAGGUGACCGUAGUCAAUCAGGUCCCUGACGUGACUCCGCCCCGCUGCACCGUCCUGAGGCGCGAGGGGUGUCCGCAGGUGGGCGCUGGCUGGGAACACUGCGGCCAGUGGAACUGGACGCUGGUGGCCGGGGUCGUGGAGGAAGGGUCGGAGGUCGUGACCCUCUUCGCCCGGGAUGGAGGCCGCCCUCUCGACCGUCUCCAGGUCACUGUUACCCGCGGCAACGCGACCCGCGUCAACUACACCUCCUCCUGCUGCACCCCUUCCAUCAGUCUGUGGGCCGUGGAUCCAUCCGGGAACGCCGGGAGAUGCUCGAAUCCGUCACGGAGCGCGUCCCGAGCCUCCACUGUCACCCUCAGCUCCCUCUCCCUGUCGGCCAUCUGCCUCGCCCUGUUGCUGCUUCACCUCUGACCUCUCAGGGGUUGGUGGGGGUGCGAUCACGGGGGUGGGGUUUACGGGGUGCAGGGUUUAGCCCCCGGGUGAGGUGUGGGUCAGCGAUGCCAUCCCGAAUUAUCUCCCCAUUGCCCCAGCUGACACUCCCCAGCUUUCUCAGCUUCCCUACUCGGCCGGCGGCGCUACAGCAAUGCAGUGGGUCUGAGGGCGUUGCCUCUGCUCCUGGAAUCGUCAGGUGGGGUCGGAUUGCCCUGGUGUGAACGUUUACUCCCUGGGAGCGCGCUCUUUCCCGGACAGUGGAGGGGAUGUUUCCAAGUGUGGGGGCUCCUGCUGUCUGACUGGAUUCCGUUUUGCUCUGUCAAGGGGUUUUGUCGGAACAAAUUAAAGAUGCUUUGGAUGCUUUAA
Molecule: messenger RNA, 2297 nt
Organism: Hemiscyllium ocellatum (epaulette shark)
Lineage: Eukaryota; Metazoa; Chordata; Chondrichthyes; Orectolobiformes; Hemiscylliidae
Product: von Willebrand factor A domain-containing protein 7-like
Exons: 11
Coding region: 63-1910 (615 amino acids)
Source: RefSeq, a predicted model, not a curated record